AUGGGCAGCUUCAUCAAAGACAACGAAGCUGAUGACGCUCUUCGCGAGACUCUGAAGUACUGCGAACCAAAUCCAGACUGUAGCAAUGACGGUCUACAAAUGUACGCGACCAAUAUACGACUCGACAAGGGGGCGGGCAAAUUUCCCAAUAACGACGGCAAAACCAGAGGCAAGCCUUACGACAAUGCUCUACACAACACCUACAGGAUGGCUGGUGAGUCUGCCGACAUUCGACAACUGCAUAUUAGCCUCAAAAUCACUGGAGAUAACUGGAACGAUGUCCUUACUCGAGUCUACUAUUACGAGAACGGCAAUCAGGUCGAGCUUGCAAAGAAAAACACAGAAGGCAUGAAAGCCAAUGACGAAUUCACGUUGCCCGUCAGCAACACCCUACUUCAAGAGCUCAGAGUCAAGAAAACUGAUUGUACGGACUUCGAGUUUACGUACGGGAACCCUAGCGAUGCCAAUAAGCCCUGGAAAGCUUUCGACUUCAAUACGGGCGACAAGGGCUAUAAGCCGUACUCGUACACUCUUUCAGGAGACUACUGCGUUACCGAGUCAAAGCCGAAGAUGAAGACGGUAGCACAGUCCGAGAGCUAG
Molecule: messenger RNA, 600 nt
Organism: Zymoseptoria tritici IPO323
Lineage: Eukaryota; Fungi; Ascomycota; Dothideomycetes; Mycosphaerellales; Mycosphaerellaceae
Exons: 3
Coding region: 1-600 (199 amino acids)
Source: RefSeq, a predicted model, not a curated record